GCGCUUACAGCUCAAACCUUCCUCUGCAGUGAGAGUGGUGUCUGCGUGCUGCACUUUUGCCAGCUCACAACACAAAGACUGAACUUCUUAAGGAGUUUCUUGCUCUCACACUCGGUGAUAACUCAAUUUGCCAGCCUCCACACUGCCGGAGUAACGCGAGUAAUCUCUUAGUUUGAAUCUACGCAGACUUAAAACUCCAAAGCAACCAUGUUUGAGGCUCGCCUGGUGCAGGGAUCCAUCCUGAAGAAGGUGCUGGAGGCUCUGAAGGACCUGAUCACAGAGGCCUGCUGGGAUGUCAGCUCGUCCGGCAUCUCCCUGCAGAGCAUGGAUUCCUCUCACGUCUCGCUGGUGCAGCUCACCCUGCGGCACGACGGCUUUGACUCGUACCGCUGCGACAGAAACCUCGCCAUGGGAGUCAACCUCAGCAGUAUGUCAAAAAUCCUGAAGUGCGCAGGAAACGAAGACAUCAUCACCCUCAGAGCAGAAGACAAUGCAGACACACUCGCACUCGUGUUUGAGACAAUCAACCAGGAGAAGGUCUCAGAUUAUGAGAUGAAGUUGAUGGAUCUGGAUGUGGAGCAGCUUGGUAUUCCAGAGCAGGAGUACAGCUGUGUGGUGAAGAUGCCCUCCGGGGAGUUUGCCCGUAUCUGCCGUGACUUGUCCCAGAUUGGUGACGCCGUCAUGAUCUCCUGCGCCAAGGACGGAGUCAAGUUCUCCGCCUCUGGAGAGCUGGGCACUGGAAACGUCAAACUGUCCCAGACCAGCAACGUAGACAAAGAGGACGAGGCCGUCACCAUUGAGAUGAAUGAACCCGUCCAGUUGAUCUUUGCCCUCAACUACCUGAACUUCUUCACCAAGGCAACGCCUCUGUCCAAGACCGUCACCCUCAGCAUGUCCGCUGAUAUCCCCCUCGUGGUGGAGUACAAGAUUGCUGAUAUGGGACACGUCAAAUACUACUUGGCACCCAAGAUCGAUGAAGAAGCUUCCUAAGUUGUUCAAUACCGGCCAAAAAGGGAUAAUAGAGGAACGCAGGCGACUGGGACUUGUUCUGAGUGAUCUAAGGGCUGAAGUGAUCACAUGGUGGUCGAUGAUCUCUCUGAGGUCUAUGAGAUUCACAGCAGUGUAGCUGUCGGCUGCAUGAAUGAUGCUUCAGUGCUUUGACUCUGUUCAAAGCAGCUGGCUGUGAUACAGACAGACCUGAUGUAUAUUCCAACACUUCACUUCAACUUUUGUGUGUCUCUUUUUGCCCAGUUUGGAAAAGCAGAUUUCAACUAUCCCAUUCCUUCUUGUAGAUAAUGCAUUUGUAAAUACUUCCUGUGGUUUCGUCAGUCAACCCCAAAUGUUUUUUGUAUUCAUUGACUCAAUCCAAAAUAAAUAAAAUGAUUCAAAUUGUU
Molecule: messenger RNA, 1394 nt
Organism: Trematomus bernacchii (emerald rockcod)
Lineage: Eukaryota; Metazoa; Chordata; Actinopteri; Perciformes; Nototheniidae
Gene: pcna
Product: proliferating cell nuclear antigen
Exons: 6
Coding region: 208-990 (260 amino acids)
Biological process (GO): leading strand elongation; mismatch repair; translesion synthesis
Cellular component (GO): PCNA complex
Molecular function (GO): DNA binding; DNA polymerase processivity factor activity
Source: RefSeq, a predicted model, not a curated record